Brenthis ino (lesser marbled fritillary) is the source of this 1290-nucleotide messenger RNA. The record is from the annotation of a GenBank genome assembly. Lineage: Eukaryota; Metazoa; Arthropoda; Insecta; Lepidoptera; Nymphalidae.
AUGUCGACGUCUAUAAAGCAAAACGUGGAAGCAUGUUCUCAAAGUUAUAACUUUAGUAAUAUACCGAAAUUAAACAUUGCAACGAAUCAAAAUAACAAUUCUAAUUGGAAGAAAUGGUGGCAACAUUUCGAGCUUUUUCUUCUUGCUACGGGUUUGGAAGAAGCACCUGAGAAAAGGAAGAUAGCAAUUAUGUUACACACAAUUGGAGAAAAAGGUAUAGAAAUUUAUAAUUCUUUCAAUAUAGACAUAAACAAAAUUACUUUAAAAGAUAUAAAAACUAAAUUCGACAACUAUUUUGAGCCUCAGAAGAACUUAACUAUUAUCAGACAUUCCUUUUUUACGAGAAUGCAGAAACCCGAAGAGGGAAUCGACGCAUUUCUUACGGACUUACAAAAUAUUGGAAAUAAAUGUGAAUUUGGUACACUGAAAGAAUCACUAAUUAAAGAUAUUUUUAUAGCUAAUAUGAGUUCUAGAUUAACACAUGUUCGACAAAGAUUAUUGCAAGAGACUGACUUAAAACUUGAAAAAGCUAUAUCUAUUGCCAAAACUGUCAUUAUGGCACAACAAAAUGCACAAACAAUGGAAAAUUCUCAACAUUCUGAUACUGUUUUACACAUAUCACAGUCACAGUAUACAAAGUCACAGUCAAACAAACAGUCUACGAGUAAAAACAGAAUUAACUCAAAUAAAAAUUUUACUAGUCGACGUAGUCAAAGUCCGGUACCAAAGACAGUCCAAGAUGCCGAAGAGGUAUCAAACAAUGAUCCAGAACAAUUUUUCAUCGGUAUGGUGAAGAGUGUCAACAACAAUAAGUCAUGGUAUUUAUCAGUUCUAAUUAAUAAUGUUGAAGUAAAAUGCAUACUUGAUUCCGGUGCUGAUACCAAUAUAAUGUCUCUUAAUACUUUUAACAAAUUAAAUUUAUCACAGUCUAUUAUUAAAAGUUGUAGUGCAAAUGUUAAAGGUUUCGAUGGUUCGUCUAUAGAAGUAUUUGAUUGGCUUCCUGGAAAAGUCAUUAAAAGAUUAGAUUGUCAACGUUCAUACAUAAUAGAAGACGCUGAAGGUAAAAGAUAUAGAAGGAAUAGAUUUUUAAUUAAAUUUAAUUGUAAUGAUAGUUGUCAUAAGUUUGAUAAUGAGAUGAAAUCCAACAAUUUUGAGGAAAGGGAUAAUCAGCAGAGGAACAGACAGAUGGAUACUAAUAAUAAAGAGAUGGAUAAAAAUAUUAAUUUACAGGAGAAUUGUAAUAAAAGUAGAUCAGGUAGAGUAAUUAAGAAACCAGAUAGGUUGAAUUUG